AUGUCAGAUACCGCUAUUUGCUUAUUUUGCAUAAAAUUUCCCUUUUCAGACGACAAGAACGGGUUCCAGUGUGAGCGCUGUGGCAAAGUGUUCACUUACAAGUACUACCGUGACAAGCACCUGAAAUACACGAGGUGCGUCGACCUCGGCGACCGGAAAUACCCAUGUCAUUUGUGUUCGAGGUCAUUCGAGAAACGCGAUCGCUUGCGAAUUCAUAUUCUACAUGUGCACGAAAAGCACCGUCCUCACAUGUGCACGAUUUGCGGCAAAACAUUUUCACAGUCAUCGAGCUUGAACAAGCACCUUCGAGUCCAUUCUGGAGAAAGACCGUACAAAUGCGCGUAUUGCAACAAAGCAUUCACGGCUUCCAGUAUUUUACGCACCCAUAUUAGGCAGCACAGUGGCGAGAAACCGUUCAAGUGCAAGUUCUGCGGAAAGCCGUUCGCCUCACACGCCGCUCACGACAGUCACGUCCGACGGACUCACUCGAACUGUGACAACUUGUAA
This is a messenger RNA of Soboliphyme baturini, 507 nucleotides long. Lineage: Eukaryota; Metazoa; Nematoda; Enoplea; Dioctophymatida; Soboliphymatidae. The record is from the annotation of a GenBank genome assembly.